UUUUAGGCAUGCUCUUUGUGGAUGUCAUUUGAGGUGUAUGUAACAGGGGUUCUAGUUCAGAUAGCUGCUUUUGUCUCCUUUUUGCUCAAUUCUCAUGGUUAUUGCAUCAUGUGUGAGCGUCUUUUUUUAAAUGAACCUCGUUCAACUGCUGCACUUGCAUGUGUCUUUUACUUGACUUUAGUUGGUUACAAGGAUUGUAUGCCAUACUUCUCUGUUCUUCUGCUACUAAAUUAUUUUAUAUCAUUCUAAAUAAUAUUCCACCAUAUAUCCCAAAAUCUAUUAGUGUUGCGAGAACAAUUGAGCAUUAUAGAAAAUGAGGAUAUUCAAGCAAUGCAUGAUGCUGUGUAUAAAAAGUACACAAUGUUCAAGAAAUUUCAGGGUGCAAUGCAAAUAGUAGCUGCGGUAGAAACUGUGAUAUAUAUGAACAUGGAUGAGUCUUCAAAGAAUUACUGGCUUCGUUUAUUGAUCAGAGAGUGGGCACAAUCCUGCAUAUUUGCGUAGAUUAAUUGGGUAUGGAUUUUCAGGUCACAAGAUUUGGCACCAAACUUCUCUGUUAUGCCUACCACAAAACGUACAGGCGAGACCCUGGUGCCUCCCAUAUCCAGUAUUGCAAGUUUUCCAUCUUCACAUGGUGCAGAAGUUAAGAUUGCAACUCCAACUUCUACUUCUCACAAUGAAAGCUUCAAAGAUGAAGUAUUGUUGGCAUGGGCACGAUGA
Cajanus cajan (pigeon pea) is the source of this 717-nucleotide messenger RNA. Lineage: Eukaryota; Viridiplantae; Streptophyta; Magnoliopsida; Fabales; Fabaceae. The record is from RefSeq and is a predicted model, not a curated record.